Pseudoliparis swirei is the source of this 7696-nucleotide messenger RNA. RefSeq names its product integrin, beta 4 (gene itgb4). The coding region runs from base 463 to 6300 and encodes 1945 amino acids. NCBI's taxonomy places the organism in Eukaryota, Metazoa, Chordata, Actinopteri, Perciformes, Liparidae. The transcript is spliced from 43 exons. Gene Ontology annotation, cellular component: membrane; cell surface; focal adhesion. Gene Ontology annotation, molecular function: integrin binding. Gene Ontology annotation, biological process: cell adhesion mediated by integrin; cell communication; cell migration. The record is from RefSeq and is a predicted model, not a curated record.
CUCACUGUCUCUCAUAUCUCUCUCCGAUACACACUUAAAAACUCUUGCAGACACGCACACACACACACACACACACACACUUAAACACAAGUAAGUCAAUAUUUGACUAGACUUCAACGGACUGUACGGGAAGGAAACCCUUCUCCUCUUUUUGGAACUUUGAACUUGAACACAAGGACUUUGGAGAGAAAGGUUUUUUCUUUUCUUUUUUUCUACAGGUGGAUACAAAUUCCCCCCAAAACCUCUUGGGUCACACAAAGCAACGAGGAAUUAAUCUUUUUGUUCUUAUUUAUUGUUGGACUCUUGGACUUGAACUGGACGAGAGAGAGAGGGAGGGAGAGGGAGAGCAGCAAGAAGUUGGUUGGAUCGGCAACACGGUGAAAGAAAGGUGGAACUGGGCGAACGAGGAGAGAGAGAGCGGCACAUUCAUACUGUGUGUUGUUUUGUUUGUUGAGGAAGGAGAUGGGGAGAUGGACGCUGCGUCUCUCAGUGGGGCUCGGGCUCCUCGCCGCCUUGUUGACCUGCUGCGAUGCCGAAGCGAACCACUGCUUCGCUUCCAGGGCCAAGACCUGUUCAGAAUGCCUGCAGUCGGGUGUGGGCUGUGCCUACUGCCCCAAUGAGAACUUCCUUGGUCCCCGCUGUGACCUGUUGGAAAACAUCCUGGCCCACGGCUGCGUGCUGAAAGAAGCCAUCCAGGCUAAGAGAACCCUGUCGACGGAAAGCAAACAAGCCAUCAACAUGAGACUUCAGAAGUCUCAGGUGUCUCCGCAGAAGAUGAUGAUGAGCUUUCUGCCAGGAGAGGAGAAGCAGGUGGACGUGGAGGUGUUCGCUCCCACCAAAGGGCCCCUGGACCUUUACAUCCUGAUGGACUUCUCCAACUCCAUGGAGGACGAUUUGGACAACUUGAAGAAGAUGGGCUCGCAGCUCGCCAAGUUGGUGAACGACCUGUCGGACGACCCCACCAUCGGGUUUGGAAAGUUCGUGGACAAAGUGUCCGACCCCCAGACGGACAUGAGACAAGCCAAACUCAAACAGCCGUGGCCCAACAGCGACCCGCCGUUCUCUUUCACAAACGUCAUCCCCUUGAUGAACAACACAGAUUCCUUCAUCCAGAAGCUCCAGAAGGAGAAAAUAUCUGGCAACCUGGACGCUCCCGAGGGAGGCUUCGAUGCCAUCCUGCAGGCCGCAGUGUGUGUGGAUCAGAUCGGCUGGCGCAGCAGCAGCACGCAUCUCCUGGUUUUCUCCACCGAGUCGGCCUUCCACUACGAGGCGGACGGCGCCAACGUGCUGGCGGGCAUCUUGCCGCGCAACGACGAGGGCUGCCACCUCGACGCGGCGGGCAAAUACACCAAAGCCGUGGAGCAGGAUUACCCUUCGAUACCCACGCUGGUCCGCCUGCUCGCCAAGCACAACAUCAUCCCCAUCUUCGCCGUCACCAACCACUCCUACUCGUUCUACGAGAAACUCCAAACGUAUUUCCCCAUCGCGGAAAUCGGUCGGCUGGAAGAAGACUCAAAGAACAUGCUGUCGCUCAUGAGGACUGCCUUCGAGAGCAUCCGAACUAAGAUGAGCAUCCGCGCGGAGGACAAGCCGAAGGCUUUCGAGGCCGAGUUCUUUCACACCAAUGGAAGUCUUGCGCAAUACGGGGCCUUCGAUUUCAAGCCUGGCGCAAUAGGCAAGUUCAAGAUGCAUCUCACAGCCCAUAGAACCAUCGAAGGGCAACCCGUCUGUCAGACGGAUCCGGACAUUAAAAAGGGGAUGAUGAGAAUCAAACCGACAACCUUCAGCACCGCCGUCAUCGUCGACGCGUCGGUCCUGUGUCCUACCUGCGCCUGUGAGAAGACCGCCGUUCCCAGCUCAGACCGCUGCCAUGGCAACGGAGACCUGGUGUGUGGGAAGUGCCACUGUCAUCCCGGCUGGUUGAGUACCUUCUGUAACUGCUCCUCGACUUCUGCGGCUCAGCACAAGAGCCAGUGCGUGGCCCCCGGGGCGAAGGAGCCGUGCUCGGGCAACGGGGAGUGUCUGGACUGUGGGACGUGUCUGUGCAACAACCCGGACCAGUUCGAGGGGCAGUACUGUGAGCACGACAAGACCCAGUGCCAACGAUACGGAGGCUUCCUCUGCAACGACCGCGGCUCGUGCGUCAUGGAACAAUGCGUGUGCGCCGCCGGCUGGUCAGGCAGCGCCUGCGAGUGUCCCCAGAGCAACCAGACCUGCCUGGACAGCAAGGGCGGGCUCUGCAACGGGCGAGGGAAGUGUGUGUGCGGCCGCUGCGCGUGUUCCAGCUCUGACAUCACAACGGGCACCUGCGAGCCCAACUACCAGGCCCAGUUGGAUGUCUGUGAGGGGACCAGGUUGUGCGUCCAGUGUCAGGCCUGGAAGACCGGAGAGAAAAAAGAGAAAGAGGAAUGUGACAAGUGCACCUUCCACAUCGAGCUGGUGGACGAACUCAAAGAAGCGGAGAAAGUUCGCGAUUCGUGCAGCUUCCGCGACGAAGAUGACGACUGCACGUACUACUACACCGUGGAGGACCCCAAAGACCCCGGCAACAACGACCUGGAUGUCCAGGUGCUCAAGAAGAAAGACUGCCCCCCCGCCAGCCUCCUGUGGCUGCUCCCGUUCCUCCUGUUCCUCUUGUUGCUGCUCGCUCUUCUGCUGCUCUGCUGCUGGAAAUACUGUGCCUGCUGCAAGACCUGCUGCCAGAGCUGUCUGGCCCUGCUGCCUUGUUGCCGGAGAGGUCGCAUGGUUGGCUUCAAGGAAGAUGAGUACUUGCUUCGCCAGUCUCUGCUCACCUCAGACCAUCUGGACACGCCGAUGGUGAGGACCGGCCCACCCAAAGGAACCGAUGUGGUUCGCUGGAAGGUCACAGAUAACGUCCACCGAUCGCCCAAUCACCCCCAGGCUCUGAUCAAGCCCAACCCAAAAGAGACCAUCCAGUUCCCGAUGUCUCUCCGGCUAAACAGGCUGUUCUCCGAGAAUCUGUCUCGUCCCGAAUCCAGAGAUGCCGAACAGCUCCGCAAGGAGGUUUCUGAUAAUCUCAAUGAGGUGUACAAGCAGAUCCCCGGCGCCCAGAAGGUGCAGAAAACCUCUUUCAGGAUGCAGAGAAAUGCCGGAAAAAGGCAGGACUACGCCAUCAUGGAUACCAUCCUAUCUGCUCCUCGCAGCAGCUACCCCGAUAUCGUCAAACUCACCGAGAAAAAUGUCCAGUCUGGAAACGUAAAUAACCUCAAAGUGGUGCCCGGCUACUACACUGUGGCCACAGACCGAGAGGCUGCGGGAGCCAUAGAGUUCAACGAAGGCGUGGAGUCGGUAGACGUCCACGUGCCGCUCUUCGUCAAGGACGAAGACGAUGACAAGAAGCAGCUGCUGGUGGAGGCCAUGGAUGUGCCACUUGGCAUCGCUAAGAUUGGAAAACGUCUGGUCAACAUCACCGUCAUCAAAGAGCACGCCACCAGUGUCUUCUCAUUCCUCCAGCCGGCCUACACCUACAGCAGGCAGGACGGAAUAGCCAACAUCCCGAUCAGCAGAGAGAUCAUAGAAAAUGGACGCACACAGGUCACCUACCGCACACGGGACCUCACAGCCAAGGAUAAGACGGACUAUGUGGCGAUGGAAGGAGACCUGACCUUUAGUCCUGAUGAGACCCAGAAAAUGGUGCCUGUUCGUCUGCUGGAGAUGAGCGAGAAAGAUGGUCUCCUGGAAGACAAACAGGUCAAGCAGUUUGUCAUGGAUCUCAGCAACCCGCGGCAAGGCGGCAAGCUGGGCCGCUACCCGAGAACGACUGUCACUCUCACAGAGCAGCCAGAGCCCAGUGUGAUGAUGUUCAAAAAGGGCACCCAGAACUUCAGCAUAUCUGACCCAACCUACACCAUCCCUGUGGUCCGCACUCGCAACACGGACAGCUCCGCCACAGUGAAAUGGCGCACCAAGAAGGCCCAGCGCUUUGAGUUGUCCGGCCCUCUAAAGUUUAUGCCUGGAGAGACGGAGAAGAACAUAGUGAUCGAUCCGAGGAGCCACCCUGGACCAGUCCAGCCAGAGACCAUCCAACUGGAGCUGUUUGACCCAAGUAGCAACGCUACUAUCGGAGACAGGAAGACGACCCUUGUCAAUGUCAUUGAUGGAGGAGAGAUUGCCCAGAUGCAGCAGAUGGGCUACGUAAACCCGAAAUCCAUGUCCCCUGGCGGGCGUCUUCCCGCCUCAAUGAACCUCGCCCCAGCAAACCUUCAGGCCAAAGCAACUGGACCCAGAAACAUCCACCUCAACUGGGACCCGGCGGCUGGUAACCCCAUGGGGUACAAGGUAAAGUACUGGAUCUACGGCAACCCAGAGAAAAAUGCCCAGGUCUUAGACGUGAAGACUACUCAAGCUGAGUUGACCAACCUGUACCCCUUCUGUGACUACGAGAUGAAAGUGUGCAGCUACAACUUAAUGGGAGACGGCCAAGACACAGACAUGGUCCCCUGUCAAACUCUCGAGGAUGCGCCUGGUGAACCUGGACGUCUGGCCUUCAAUGUCAUCAGUCGGACUGUCACUCAGGUCAGCUGGGGAGAGCCUGCAGAGACCAACGGCAACAUUACGGCUUACGAGGUCAUCUACACACCCAUCGAUGACGAAAUGAAGCCGGUGGGCGCCGCGAAGAAAGUGAAGAUCGACAACCCCAAGAAGCGGAUGCUGUUGAUCGAGAACCUCCAAAACGCUCAGACCUACCAGUACAAGGUCCGUGCCAUGAACAGCAUCGGCUGGGGCCCCUUCAGAGAUGCCACCAUCAACCUGGCGUCACAGCCUGCCAGACCCAUGUCCAUUCCCAUCAUUCCAGAUAUCCCUAUAGUGGACGCAGAGGCCGGAGACGAGUAUGACAGCUACCUGAUGUACAGCAAUGAGGUGAUGAAGUCCCCAGCAGGCUCCAAGACACCCAGCGUCUCUGGUGAUGGGGAUAACACGAUGAAUGGGAAAUGGGACCAGAACUUCCUAUUCCCGGGGGGAUCAGGGACACGCAACUUGUCUUCAUCGUCCUCUUCGAUGUCCACCCUAAACUCAAACUACAGAGGGGCCAGCGGCUCCUCCUUCCUCACCGAAACAUCCACCACCUACAUGUCGGGAUCAGGAAGCUCUCGCAGAACCGAGAUGAUCGGAGGAGGGGUGCACACAUCGGAGGUCAUCAUGAGGAAGCGCUCAGAGAUUCGGGAUUACGCGGACGAAAACAUCCGAGACUCUAUCGUCAUCGGAGACAUUCCAAGCAUGUUCCCAGAUCUCGGUGGGUUCGGCUUCACUGGGACGCAGAGCAGCACUCAGAGCCAGUACACCUACAACAUGUCGUCGGGCCCGAGGGCCCGGACCGAGUCGUCAGACGUGAAUGACGCCCUAUACAAUCUGGACAGGGUGCUCCAGGAUGCUCCACUGACUCCAGGUGUACCAGAAACCCCCAGCAGACUGGUGUUUUCUGCUCUGGGCCCCACGGCCCUGAAGGUCAGCUGGCAGGAGCCCCGCUGUGACAAAGACAUCAUGGGCUACUGUGUCCUCUACCAGCUGCUCAGUGGAGGCGAGGGGAAGCGUAUUAAUGUGACCAACCCAGCGGAGAACUCUGUGAUCAUCGAGGACCUGCUGCCCAACCACUCCUACGUGUUUAAGGUGAAGGCUCAGAGCCAGGAGGGCUGGGGUCCAGAGAGAGAGGGGGUCAUCACCAUCGAGUCCGCUGUCGACCCCAAGAGUCCCCUCAGCCCCAUGCCAGGCUCGCCGUUCACUCUGAGCACUCCCAGUGCCCCGGGCCCCCUGGUCUUCACUGCACUGAGCCCCGAAUCCCUGCAGCUCAGCUGGGAGCAGCCCCGUAAACCCAACGGAGACAUCCUGGGAUAUAUAGUCACCUGCGACCAGCUGCACGGUGGAGGAGACUUACGGUCCUUCGAGGUGAACGGGGACAGUGUCGAGACCAGUCUGACCGUCCCCAACCUGACUGAGAACGUUCCCUACAAGUUCAAGGUUCAGGCUCGAACCACACAGGGCUUCGGUCCUGAGAGGGAGGGCAUCAUCACCAUCGAGUCUCAGGACGGAAGCGCUCUGUCUCAGUACAACAGCCAGGCGAUGUCGAGGAGGGAAGUGUUCCAGUUGCCGACGGAGGUCAACACGCGGACCAACGUCUCCCACUCCAUGAUCCACGACCCCUUCUUCUCAGAUGGCGGGAUGGUGACCACGCAGCACACAGAGAUCAGCGGCAUGGUGACCCGCCAGGUCACCAAGGAGGUGGUUCAGAGGAGCGUCAUGGGAGCCACCACGGUCACAAAGAAGAUGUUUUACGAAUCGUAAAAAGGUUGUAUUUUAACUAAAUGGUCUCUUUAAAAAAAAAAAAGAGCCGGCUUCAGAUUACUGUGUGUGUGUGUGUUUUUUUUAUGUGGAUUCUGCAACCCUCAAAAAGAUUUCAUGUCAUGAAUAGACGGAGAGGAGGCUGUUCGCUCAUGUCUGUUACAACCCGUGGCCCCUUAGAUGAGGAUCAUUUUAACGAUUACCGUCGAUUCUGAUGUAUUUCAUUUAGAUUUUCUUUCCACACUCAAUUUACUUCACCCGGGGGCGACUUUUGCAAAAGGACGGUAGUUCAGGGGCCAGUUAAAUAUAUAUUUUUAUAAACAAGCUCUAUUUGUCUAUUUUGCUGAGUUAAAAAAAAAUCCUUUCUGCCACUUUAUUUUUCUGUUAAAAGCACAACAAAACAUCCCAUUGUUAAUCCAUGUCUUUUCCUUUUGAAUUAUAAAAAUGGUUGUCUUUGUACGUGAGCUGAGUAUCACUGACUAAACAAAUACUUUAGGCUCCGCCCCUCCGUCGGUGCAGGUCUGGUAACACAUUGCAGUUUUAAAUCAACCAGUAAUCUGACUGGUUCAGUAAUCCAGGGUGACCUCGUCUCCCGUCCUCCACCUGCCCGAGAUGUUUAGUUCUGCUUCAGGUUGAACCGACUUUCAACUGCACGGAGACAUCGUCUUCAAAUAAAUUCCAUAGUUUUUUUUAUCCAAGUGGUGUCAUCCUGAGUGAUCAAGAGAGAAAUGUCAAAGGGGUGGAUUUGGGAUUAUUGUUCAUAUAUUUGUAUUAUAUAAAGAAAAAAGAUCCACGCAUAUUUAAUACUUUUUAAGAUUUUUACUUCAGCAGAGUGACGUUACAUGUAAAGCCAAAUAUGGAGGGAUUCCCUCAGACACAGGUCUCCGCUUGUGUUGCUCAUUCAUAUGCACACUGACCGACAGCACGGCUUCACAACAGACACACAUACAAAAUAAUAAUAAUAAUACUAUUUGAUCAAUCGUGUAAUGUUACUCAUGUUUUCAUUUUUAUUGUUUUUUUAUAGCCAUCAAUGUGGGUUCACGCUGCUUCCCGUUAAUGCUUUUCAUGAUGCGUCUUUACCCUGCGAGGCCGUUGUGGUUUUCAUGUUUUACAUAUCAACAACAAUGAGAUCUGGAUAUUUUAGAGAAAUGAGACGGAAAGAUUGUAUUUGCUUCCAUGCAAAUCCCACUGUAUCCCACUGUAUCCCAUCCCACUGCAUCCCACUACUUUCGCUCCACUUUUUUUAAGAGGAUAUAUGUUUGAGAGAGAUUCUGAUGUGGAUGAACCUCUCACCAGAAAACACCAGCGGUAAAGUAUUCGUGUACUUCUUUGCUCGGCAUGUAUCACUUUUUGUUUGUAUGGCGGUCGUAUUGCAGAAUAAAGAUUUGAAAUAAAUACA